CGUCCAAGUAUGUAAACAGUGUGCGCUUCUUCUUUAUCUUAUUACGAUAAAGAAUUGCGUCCAAAGAAUGAAUGUAUAUGAUAUCUACUUCAUUAAUGAUUUAUAUAAAAAAUAGAAAACUUCAAUGUUAUUCGUAGACCUAUAUUAGCAUUAAAAAAAUAUUAUGUUUGUUUAUACGAUUCAAUAAUAUAGGUAUGAAUACAUAUAUGUGAGUAUAGAGUGCUUUGGCUUAUUUGGAUAAGAGAUGCUAUAGGUAUUAUAUUAUUAUUAUUAUGAUGGAGUCGUUGUUCAGCAUAUACUAUACACAUAUGGCGAUCUGAAACGUAAACACUGACCAUAUGCAGCCAGUUAAAGUGCCUUAAUAUAGCGAAAACUGUAUUUUGAUACCAAUUUCUUCAUUUAUAUCUCCAUCACUGGAAGAUCUUUAAUACGAUGGCAGUCUAAAGUUUCUCAACAGAGAAUUUAAAAAAAAAGCAAUGCCUUAUUUUGCAAUGUUUAUAUGUUUCUAACCUUCAUACCAUCCUACAAUGGAAUUAGCAUCUUUGCUCCGAAAUUGCGUUGUCUCCAAAAAACUUGCGAAUGAUGUCACUGAAACUGCUGAAGAAAAAGAAAAAAAGGAGGAUGAGCAUUUUCGAGGUGUUUAUGGUAAAUGGAAAGGUGCAGAUGCAAAAGAUACAGAUGCAACAUACAAAGUGAUACCUAAAUUUUAUUUCAAAAUUCCCAAAGAAGAUGAAAUUCUGCCACAAAAACUCAGGGAAGAAACGAGAGCUCUUUUUUUACAAAGGCGUUCUCGACAACUAUUAGAUAAUAAUGAGUUGAAGGCAUUGUGGGUGCUGUUAGAUAAACACCACAGUCCACCUAUAUCAGGCGAUGAACAAUUAAUUAAUUACGAAGAUUUUAAGAAAGUUGGAAAACUUGCUGGCCCAAAGUGCAGUUUAUACUUCACUGCUGUUGUAUUUGCCAAAUUACAGCAAGGUGAUCCACAUGGAAGAAUCAGUAUUAUGGCACUUUUUAACUACGUAAUGAGAAAAGUAUGGCUACACCAAACACGAAUAGGUCUUUCACUGUAUGAUGUUACAGGACAAGGUUACCUACGUGAAUCGGACUUGGAAAACUAUAUUCUGGAAUUAAUUCCAACACUUCCACAACUUGAAGGAUUAGAGAAAUCAUUUCACUCGUUUUAUGUAUGUACAGCAGUUAGAAAAUUUCUGUUCUUUUUAGACCCUUUGAGGACAGGAAGAGUAAGAAUACAGGAUAUAUUAGCAUGUAGUUUUUUGGAUGACUUGUUAGAAUUACGAGAUGAAGACUUGCCUAAAGAUCUUCAAGAAGCAAAUUGGUUUUCGGCACCAUCUGCACUUAAAGUAUAUGGUCAAUACUUGAAUCUAGAUAAAGAUCACAAUGGUAUGCUGAAUAAAGAAGAAUUAUCUGGAUAUGGAACUGGUACAUUAACUGGAGUAUUUCUUGAAAGAGUGUUUCAAGAAUGCUUAACUUAUGAGGGUGAAAUGGAUUACAAAACUUAUCUUGACUUUGUUCUUGCUUUGGAAAAUCGCCAUGAGCCUCAAAGUUUACACUAUUUAUUCCGAAUUUUAGAUAUUAAUAAUAAAGGCUAUCUAGACACAUUUUGUCUAAAUUAUUUUUUCCGGGCUAUACAAGAACAGAUGACUAUGCAUGGACAAGAACCUGUAAGUUUUGAAGAUGUUAAAGAUGAAAUAUUUGACAUGGUCAAACCAGCCGAUCCUUAUAAAAUUACUUUACAGGAUCUUUUAUCUUGUGGACAAGGAGAUACUAUGGUUAGUAUUUUAAUCGAAUUUCAUGGUUUUUGGGCAUAUGAAAACCGUGAAGCAAUGGCAGCAGAUACUGGAGAUGAGUCAUCUCACGUAUAGCUAUAGUGUGAUUUUUUAUCCAAACAAUAUGACUUUAUUUAUUGUUUUUUUUCUUCUAUUCUAAAGAAAAAUAUCCAAUCAUUUCUUUUUUAUAAGACAUAAAGAGUGCCUUAUUCUUGAAUUUAAAGUAAUAAAGAGAAAUUUUUUUAUAUGGAUAUACAAA
Molecule: messenger RNA, 2046 nt
Organism: Nasonia vitripennis (jewel wasp)
Lineage: Eukaryota; Metazoa; Arthropoda; Insecta; Hymenoptera; Pteromalidae
Product: serine/threonine-protein phosphatase 2A regulatory subunit B'' subunit gamma
Exons: 7
Coding region: 528-1883 (451 amino acids)
Biological process (GO): cortical cytoskeleton organization; microtubule cytoskeleton organization; T cell homeostasis
Cellular component (GO): centrosome; spindle
Source: RefSeq, a predicted model, not a curated record